This is a messenger RNA of Clunio marinus, 3194 nucleotides long. The record is from the annotation of a GenBank genome assembly. NCBI's taxonomy places the organism in Eukaryota, Metazoa, Arthropoda, Insecta, Diptera, Chironomidae.
AUGCCAACGACAACCGCGUGUUUCAUAUGGAGAAAAGAAAAUCUUGUGGGAAUUUUACGAGCAGCAGUGCACGAAUAUUCAAAUAAAGUAACAGACGAUCAGUCAACCGCAGCUCAAACAUGGUGGAACUCACAUAUUACAAAUCCACUUGCGACACAUGGACUUGUUCAGUCACACCCUGCACUCAGUGGCGGAAUUACACGCACAGGUCCAUCCCGGAUAUUGAAUUCAACUCCAAGAACGCCACCAGCAAGUAGCGGACUUAGGACACCAGGAAGUUCUGGUGGAUUUCCAUCGUUCGUUAAUCCAAAUCCAAAAUCACCAUUCCGUCAUUUAGACUUCAGUUCGAGUGCAACAGCUGAGUUAAGAAGAAAUCCAAAUUUGUCGGCACCUGAUGAAUGCGCGCGUGCUUGUCGUGAAGGUGAACCACCGAGAAUCUGCUAUUACCAUUUCACGUUAGAAUAUUACACCGUAUUAGGGGCAGCUUGUCAAGUGUGUACGCCAAAUGCCACAAAUACUGUUUGGAGUCAUUGUCAAUGCGUGUUAGCUGAUGGUGUUGAACGUGGUAUAUUGACAGCUAAUCGUAUGAUUCCAGGGCCAAGUAUUCAAGUCUGCGAAAAUGACAGAGUCGUCAUUGAUGUUGAAAAUCAUAUGGAAGGUAUGGAAGUUACAAUCCAUUGGCACGGAAUACAUCAAAGAGGCACACAAUAUUACGACGGUGUACCGUUCGUGACGCAAUGUCCAAUUCAACAGGGAAAUACAUUCAGAUAUCAAUGGAUUGGCAAUGCAGGAACUCAUUUCUGGCAUGCACAUACAGGGCUGCAAAAACUUGACGGUCUUCAUGGAUCAAUUGUUGUCCGUCAACCACCGUCACGCGAUCCAAAUUCACAUUUAUAUGACUUUGAUUUGACUACUCAUGUCAUGCUUCUAAGCGAUUGGUUGCACGAAGAUGCCGCUGAGAGAUAUCCUGGACGUUUAGCAGUUAACACUGGUCAAGAUCCCGAAUCAAUGUUGAUUAACGGUAAAGGUCAGUUCCGUGAUCCCAACACUGGAUUCAUGACGAACACACCUUUGGAGGUUUUCACAAUGACGCCUGGAAGACGAUACAGAUUCCGAAUGAUUAACUCAUUCUCAUCGGUUUGUCCAGCUCAAAUAACAAUUGAAGGUCAUCAACUAACUGUAAUUGCCACUGACGGUGAACCCGUGCAUCCAGUUAAUGUCAAUACCAUCAUCUCAUUCUCAGGCGAACGUUACGAUUUUGUAAUCACAGCAGAUCAGCCAGUUGGAGCUUAUUGGAUUCAGCUUCGAGGUUUGGGUGAAUGUGGCAUUAAACGUUCACAGCAGCUUGGAAUCCUCAGAUAUGCUCGAGGUCCUUACCAACCCGCAUCACCAGCACCUACUUACGAUGUUGGAAUACCUCAGGGAGUUGUAAUGAAUCCGCUUGAUGCCCAAUGUAAUAUGAAACGAGACGAUGCGAUUUGCGUGAAUCAAUUGAAAAACGCACGCCCAGUAGAUCCAGCACUUCUUCAAGAGAAGCCAGAUGUGAAAAUCUUCUUGCCAUUCCGUUUCUAUCUUUACCGACCGGAAGAACUUUUCCAGCCCAACACGUACAACAGAUUUUUAGUUGCGCCAACUGGAGAUCAUGUAAUCUCACUCAUCGAUGAAAUUUCUUAUCUUUCACCACCCACACCACUCUUAUCGCAAUAUGAUGACAUUAAUCCGGAACAGUUCUGUAAUGGUGAUAAUCGACCAGCUACGUGUGGGGCCAAUUGUAUGUGCACACACAAAGUUGAUAUUCCACUUAAUGCUAUCGUUGAAGUCGUUUUGGUCGAUGAAGUACAACAGCCCAAUUUGAGUCAUCCAUUCCAUUUGCAUGGUUAUGGCUACAAUGUUAUCGGUAUUGGUCGAUCACCCGAUACAACAAUUAAGAAAAUUAACUUGAAGCAUGCCCUCGAUUUGGAUCGUCGCGGUUUACUGCAUCGACAAUAUGAUCUUCCGCCACUGAAAGAUACAAUCGCCGUGCCAAAUAAUGGCUACGUUGUGAUGAAUCCGCUUGAUGCUGUUUGCGAUAGAAAACGAGCUGACGCUGUUUGCGUGUCGAACUUGAAGAAUGCAAAGAAGACUGAUGAAGAAAUUCUCGCUGAACGACCAGACAUUAAAAUUUUUCUCCCAUUUCGAUUUUAUUUUUAUCGUGUUGAAGAACUUUUCCGUCCACAAACAUACAACAAAUUUCUGGCUGUGAUAGGAGGCGAUCAUCUCAUUUCACUUGUUGAUGAAAUUUCUUAUGUGUCACCGCCUGCGCCAAUUAUUUCACAGUACGAUGACAUUGACCCCAAUCAAUUUUGCAAUGGUGACAAUCGUCCAUCCGAUUGUGGACCAAACUGUAUGUGCACACACAAAGUUGAUAUUCCUUUAAAUGCCAUCGUGGAAGUUGUUCUAGUCGAUGAAGUUCAGCAAGAUAAUCUCAGUCAUCCAUUUCAUUUGCAUGGCUAUGCUUUCAAUGUUGUCGGCAUGGGUCGUUCACCAGACACAACUAUCAAGAAAAUUAGUUUAAAGCACGCUCUAGAGUUGGAUAGACGCGGUCUCUUGAAUAGACAGUUUAAAGGUCCGCCACUGAAAGAUACGAUUGCCGUGCCAAACAAUGGCUAUGUCGUGCUGAGAUUCAAAGCUAAUAAUCCAGGAGCUUGGCUAUUUCAUUGUCACUUCCUGUUUCAUGUAGCCAUAGGAAUGAAUCUUAUUAUUCACGUAGGAACACAAUCUGAUUUACCGCCAGUGCCACCCAAUUUUCCUACUUGUGGUCAUCAUCUUCCGCCGAUUAAACAUCAUUAGUCAUUUUAGAGCAAUAUUAAUUAAGGAAUUUUUAUGAUUUGUUUCUCCAAGUUGAAUUUUUAGAGAAUUUCAUGUGUCAACUCAGUGAAAGUUAUGUUUCUUGUUAUGUUUUACAAAAAAACCCAAUGCUAAUAGACAGCAUAAAUUCUGUAUUAUCAUCAUGUCAUAACUUUGAACUUUCAAAGUAACUUUACAUCAAAGAAAUUUAAUUUCUUCGUGCAUACCUAAAAAGUUUUAAUUUUAAACUCACAACUCGGUGUGCCGUUAACGUUUAAGUUUUGUACAUAAAUCUACUACUUUAUGAUUUUUUAUGUUUAUUAUGCUCUCUUUUUUCUUAUUGAAAUAAAAACAAAUGUGUAAUUAAA